Messenger RNA from Corylus avellana, 471 nucleotides. The record is from RefSeq and is a predicted model, not a curated record. Lineage: Eukaryota; Viridiplantae; Streptophyta; Magnoliopsida; Fagales; Betulaceae.
AUGCCUCCACCUGAAGGCAUGAUAAAGCUCAAUUGGGAUGCAUCCCUCUCAAAGGAAGAAAAUCGGAUGGGCAUUGGGGUGGUGGCUAGAGAUCAUGUUGGCAGUGUCAGGGCCUCUCUCUGUGCUUCCAGGCCCUACAUGGUGGAUCCGGCAGCUGCAGAGGCGAUGGCGCUCUGGUAUGCCACAGUAGUCAUUCACCCGUUAUGUUUGCAGAAAGUCAUAUUGGAGGGGGAUGCUUUGGAAGUGGUUAAUAAUAUGAAGAGGGACGGGCUGUGGAAUGUGAGCUAUGGAUUAGUGCUGGAAGAUGCUAAAAAUAAUAUUUGCUUUGGGGUGGACUGGCAGGUGAUGCAUGUGAGUUGCACAGCCAAUGGUGUGGCGCAUAAGUUAGCGAAAUUAGCAGUUGCGAUAAAUGAUGAACAAACUUUGGGUUGGGGGUUACCACCCUUGUAUCCACGACAGUGUAAUGGCUGA